Molecule: messenger RNA, 3270 nt
Organism: Beta vulgaris subsp. vulgaris (sugar beet)
Lineage: Eukaryota; Viridiplantae; Streptophyta; Magnoliopsida; Caryophyllales; Amaranthaceae
Product: phosphoinositide phosphatase SAC2
Exons: 15
Coding region: 446-2857 (803 amino acids)
Biological process (GO): phosphatidylinositol dephosphorylation
Cellular component (GO): intracellular membrane-bounded organelle
Molecular function (GO): phosphatidylinositol-3,5-bisphosphate 5-phosphatase activity
Source: RefSeq, a predicted model, not a curated record
UUAUGUGGUACACGUAGUAUCGUAGUAGUCGCCGAACUUCUCUCUGCUACAUCUUUCUCUCUCCUCUCUGUCUUCUCUCUCCAAUGAUCUGUGCUCUGCUAAUUUCUCUCCAUUCUCGAUUUUCUCUCUCCUCUAAAAGCCUCUUUUUCAAUUUCUCCGAUCUCUUCUCUCUCCUUUUAUAAUCUCUCUACGAAGAUAAAAAUUCAAAAAAAAUUAUCGAAGUUUCCAUUAAUGGAGCUUUGUUGCUUGCUUCUUUAAUUCAAUUUUAUUGCUUUAUUUAUUUAUUUGUUAUUAUUGUGAUUUCAUUUGAACAUUGUUUGAUAUAUAUAUAGUUCUGUAAAUUCAUAGUGAAUUUGAGUUUGUAUUUUGAUUUUUUUUGUAAUUGUAUGCUCAACUGAGUUGACCCGGGCCUGAGUUGGCUCAGGAUCGGGAAAUUAACGAAGUCAUGGUGUUGGAAAACAGCAAUUGUGGUGAUUACGAGAAUUUGAGCAAUACGAGAAACGCAAUGAUUGGUGGAAGUGAAGUGGAGGAGGAUGAACAACAAUUGGAAACUUCACCUCGUUAUCUCGCCAAAUUUAAACUCUAUGAAACUCGCGCGAACUUUUACAUGGUGGGAAGAGAUAAAAGUAAGAUGUAUUGGAGAGUACUGAAGAUUGAUAGAUCAGCGAUUUCUAAUCUUGAUGUUUUCGAAGACCCAACAGUAUACUCAUAUCGUGAGUGUACUGCCCUACUGAAACGGAUAGAUGAAGGAAAUAAGCAUACUGGUGGACUGAAGGUUGUCAGUACCUGUUACGGGAUUGUGGGUUUCGUUAAAUUCUUGGGACCAUAUUAUAUGCUUGUUAUUACAGAGAGGAAGAAAGUGGGGAUGAUUUGCGGCCAUGCAAUAUAUGCCGUGUCAAAGAGCAAAAUGAUACCAAUCCCUUAUCCUCCUGUGCGAUCCAAUUCGAAUAAUUCUAAGAAUGAAAUCAGAUACAAGAAGCUCCUAUGCACAGUGGACAUUACGAAGGACUUCUUUUUCAGCUACUCCUACCGUAUUAUGCAUAGUCUCCAAAAGAACUUAUGUGAUGAGGAGAAUAAAUUAGUCCCGUACGAAACAAUGUUUGUCUGGAAUGCAUUCUUGACUCGGGAGAUUCGAACUCUUCUUGGGAAUUCCCUUUGGACAGUGGCACUGAUACAUGGUUUCUUCAGACAGGUUAAAUUUCUAAGGUGUGGUCGGACAGUCAACUUGACUGUUAUUGCAAGAAGAUCUCGCCACUAUGCUGGAACUAGGUACUUGAAACGAGGCAUUAAUGAGAAAGGUCGAGCUGCCAAUGAUGUUGAGACAGAGCAAAUUGUGUUUGAAGAAAAUCAUAGUGCAUGUGUCUCAGAAAUCAGUUCUGUUGUGCAAAUUAGGGGCUCGAUUCCGCUUCUUUGGUCACAAGAAACUUCAAGAUUGAAUCUAAGACCCGACAUUAUAUUGUCAAAGGAGGAUCCCCAAUAUGAGGCAACAAGAAGACAUUUUCAGAAUCUUGUAGAUAGAUAUGGUAAUCCGAUAUACAUAUUAAAUCUGAUCAAGACUAAGGAGAAGAAACCUCGUGAAUCUGUACUCCAUGCGGAAUUCGUUAAGGCAGUUGCUUCCAUCAAUAAGACUUUGGAUAAGGCAAAUCGCUUGAAAUUCCGGACAGUGGACCUCACAAGAUUGUAUCACAUCAAAGGUGAUAAGGUGUUGAUGCUCCUAACUAAAGUAGCUGGGAAUGCAUUGGAUCAAACUGGAUUCUUUUAUUGCCAAGUUCCCCCACUUGCGAAUUCUGAAUUGUCAUCUGGCUUGUCCUAUGGUGCUACAGAGCAUGAGAAUAUGAGUGACAUUGGAGAAUAUUCUUUUUCAAAGAAUCCAAGGUUGCAAAGUGGAGUGUUGAGGACUAAUUGCAUUGAUUGUCUAGACCGCACAAAUGCUGCCCAAUAUGCAUAUGGUUUGAUUGCUCUAGGUCAUCAAUUACAUGCCAUUGGUGUCCAUCCCACCCCGAAAAUUGAUGUUGAUGAUACUUUGGCUAAGAUGUUGAUGGGGCUCUAUGAGGCCAUGGGUGAUACACUUGCAUUACAGUAUGGAGGCUCUGCAGCGCACAAUAAGAUAUUCUCCGAUCGAAAAGGUCAUUGGAAAGCAGCAACACAGUCCCAAGAGUUUAUCAGGACGUUGCAGCGUUACUUGAACAAUGCAUACAUGGAUCCUGAAAAGCAAGAUGCCAUAAAUUUGUUCUUAGGCCAUUUCCAAGCAGAACCGGGUAAACCAGCAUUAUGGGAACUUGAUUCAGAUCAGCAUUAUGGUAUUGGAAGGCUUACAUCAUCCUUGACAGAUGACAUUACAAGGUCAUUUCUGAAGAGGUCUAUGUCAGACGGAGUUCUUAUGUAUGAGAGUCCUUCGCCUACAACACCAGCUGAUACUCGUGACCAUCACCAUACUUUACCUGAGUUAAAAGAAGACAAGAGUGGUCUGUCUGACUCGACGCCUGAGAUUCUAACAUGUGAAACUAAUAUAUCUUUUUCAAGGAUUACCCCAUCCAUGUCACCCCACCAGCUUUUCACUGAUAUGCCAGCGGCCCAAUAUCUAAGAGGUGAAUGUAGUAGUUGUUACCAGGAACAUGGAAAUGAAUUUGAUUGCUCAGAUAUUCUUGAUCUAGAUUGGAUUUCUUCAUCGGGAAAUUCAUGUGAGGAGGAGACAUAUGAUAAAUCUUCACUUCUGAAUUCUCCAAAUGCUAGUUCCUUGUAUGGCAGCGCUGUAAAUGAUACACCGGAGGGAAGAAGGCCAGUUGCAUCACAUAUACCUGCAGAUUUUUCUGAUAGCUUUAAACAGUGGGUCGAAUAUGGAGCAACCUUAGCUUAGUCUUCACCACAAACUGCACAGAUUAUAUCUCAAGCAUUUUUGAACCAACCUCUCCGAAGGAUGUGGGUUGUGCAACAGAAUAAAUAUGAAAAAUUGAAAAAAGAAGAGGUCUUGGCAUUCAUACCAUUUUAAAGAAAUCGACAGAGAAACUACCAAGGGUAGACGUUGACAGCUAAUUCAACUAAUUUCUUUUUUGUGGAGGUCGUGUUUCUCCACUUGAAACUAAUGAAGUAUAUAGAUGUAUAAAAUCAAAAUGCAGUAGUCACUCAUUCAUGUAAAUAUUUGAUUCAACAAAUUUUUGUUUGCCUGCACCAGCUACUUUUUGAUGGGGUAUUAUAGCCUUAUAGGCUCUCUCCCAUUCCUUAUAUAUAUCAUCAUCGCCGAAUAAAACAUCUGUUAUUGUUCUUGUGUAA